AUGGCGGGAAGUGAACCGAUGAACCAGAGAAAGGUCACGGGGGAGGAAAAGCCCACAGAAAGAGGAGCGGAACCGGAUAAAAAUGUGAACCUGGCUCAGUUGGCAGCUAACAAGACAAAGGUCACCGAAGAGGAACUUGCUGAAUUGGGAUUGGAUGACCUUUCAUUGAAUGACAAGACUGUGGACGAUGACCUUUGGGCUACUCCAAUGGUGUCAGAUGAAUCAAAUGAAUCAUACUUCACGGACGAUGAAACGACCAUGUCAUUCCAAUCCGCAAUGAGACAAGCUGACCGUGCUGAAGGGAUGACACCUUUCAAAGAGAUACCAGAGUACCUUAUCGAACGGACGCAAACUGGAAAGGUCAUUAACGUACGACCUCCGUCACCUAACAGUCCCACGUCAACUCUGAAGAGACGCGUGAAGGAGUUGGAAGAAGAGCUCGAAGCCAAGGAAGGCCAGGAGAUGAAGAAGAAACAGGAAUAUCAAAACCGGAUAGGAUCUCUGGACGCUCGCAUUUACGAAUUGGAGCAACAACAGGCUGACUUGGAAAGUGCAGCGGACGGAUGGAAGAUUAAAUACGAACGUCAAAAGGAACUGGCCGAAGAGUAUUUGAAAAUGGUAGAUGACAGAGAAAUGGAAGGUCAUCUUGCAGUCAGUGACCUUAAUGAAAGUAUGUCAGAGGAAUCAGCAGAAAGGUCACGGCACUUAGCCGAAUUGAAGGACGAGUGUGACCAGUUGCGUCAAAAGGUCACUGAAGCUGAAACUAAACGGGACGAGUACGCGACCAAAUUCGCAGAGGUCACACAACGGUUGACAACAUUGGCAACGGAUACGUUCAAAAUAAGUAAUGCCCUGAAGCUACGGGAGAAGGCUGUCAGUACUCUGCAACUCGAAUCGAAAGGUCAUCAGGAACGGGCGGACGAAGCUGAGAAGUUGCGCAAUGAUGCGAUCAAGGCGAUGCGAGAGAAGGAAGCACGGCGACUGGACACAAUGGUCACAACAUUGGAGCUGAAGGACAAAGAAUGGCAACAACAGGUAGCUCAAAAGAACCAAGAAGUCACAAAGCUGAAUACUGAACUGCUCGAGAUGACAACUACAGCACUGGCAAAAGACGAUGAGUUGAUUGCAACCAAGAAUCAGCUGAAAGCAGCAGCUGAGGAAUACAUGACAUUGGAAAGAGAUGUGACCCAGUUGGCGGAACACAUCAGGAAAGUGGAAAAUGAUACUGAAAAGGUCAUUCAAGACAGAACGCUUCAACUGCAUCAGCAGAUGUCGAAGGUCAACCAAGAGAACCAGAACCUGAAGAAUGAGAAAAAACAAUCCGAUUUAAGGAUUAAGCGCCUCGAAGAUGAGAAUAAAGCUCUUCAAAUGUCCAACAAACAUAAAGAUGAACAACUCUUACAACACGGAGUCAGAACAGCAACGGUGGAAUCGCCCCCGCCUAGUUACAGCAAGACGCAUGAAACGGGCACGG
Messenger RNA from Paramacrobiotus metropolitanus, 1474 nucleotides. Its product is annotated as repetitive organellar protein-like. The annotation marks the transcript as partial. NCBI's taxonomy places the organism in Eukaryota, Metazoa, Tardigrada, Eutardigrada, Parachela, Macrobiotidae. The transcript is spliced from 3 exons. The record is from RefSeq and is a predicted model, not a curated record.